UUUCGCGGGAUUCGCGACAAAUGGCUCUCUCCCUACCUCGUGUCGUGCCUCUCUCGCGUGCGAACGGUGGUCGCGUGAAUCGUCAACACCGAUUUCCAAAGAUAUGCCUGGUCCCGAGCGAUACGCGCGCACGACUGCGAUCCGAACGAACGCGUGCCGACGACCCGACGCAAGGCAAAGCAACUCGAACGCGUCGCGACGCAACGCUUGUCGCCCUCGUCAUCGCUCUUGCACGAUCUUCCAGUAGCGUAGCUACGUGCGAUCGUAGUACAUGCAUGGCCUCAGUAGUUUCGGUGUAUAUUGACAUAUUGGAAUGGAAACGCAACCUCGUUACGAAAUGUCACAAUAAAAGGUCUACACUUAAUGAAUUUCCAUUUGUCGUGCGAACGUGGCAUACGGUCAUGGAUUGGAUAUACAUAUGUACCAUUGCGCAUGCGUUGUCGAUGAUGUCACCAUCAUUCGUGUCGCGUUCUCCAGAUACACUCGUCUGCAUUGUGCAUUGACCAACAUUUUGAGAAUUGACACCAGAUGCGAUGCAUCUGCUCUAUAAUAAAUAUAAAGAAGAGAGUCCAGUAAACGAUGAAACGAAGGAGGAUUUUCUGACUCAUCGAGUUUAUUUCUGCCGACGCUCUCUAUUCAUCGACACUCAUACUAUACAUAUACUAACUAGUCGUCUAGUUAAAUCUAUUUUUAUUUAUUUAUUUGCGAAAUUGUCGAAUUUACACCAGUAUAUCGUUCGUUUGCAGAAUUAAUCCGAUCGUGUCACGAAGUAACCAUCAUCAUUCUCUCUUCCUCUUUUUUUUGUGCUUCCUCUGUUUCUCUUACUGAUAAUCGCAUCAUCGCGGAACCUCUUCCGAGGAAGGCCGACCAGUCUGAUUUGCGCUUGGAGAUGGCCGGUUAUGACUCCGUAAGCUAAAUUAAUCACGUUUUCUCGCUUGGCUCGCCAACGAUUAUUAUCAACCAUAAAUAAACGUAAAUAAAUAGCAUACUUAAAGGAAUCACCAAUAUCAUGGUCUAUGAUAAUGAAUAGUAAUUUACUCAGAAUAACGUUUACAAAAAAAAACGAUGCGUAUUGAUACAUAUGUUAAUUAUUGAAUAAACUAUGCGGAAUA
Molecule: messenger RNA, 1112 nt
Organism: Acromyrmex echinatior (Panamanian leafcutter ant)
Lineage: Eukaryota; Metazoa; Arthropoda; Insecta; Hymenoptera; Formicidae
Source: RefSeq, a predicted model, not a curated record